AUGACUGGCGUGAUAUUGAAGAGAGAGUGGGCCUUUGGUGGUUUUGGCUCGCUAAAAGGGAAGCUGGCAGCCCCGCAACAGCACAUCAGAGCAGCCCCCACCAGAGCGCUUCCCCCUCCACUAGGUUACGUCAAUUUCAAUAAUUCAUGUGAGGAAGCAACAACAUCGCAAGACUCUCUGAAUUUCUGA
Colletotrichum lupini is the source of this 189-nucleotide messenger RNA. RefSeq lists its product as uncharacterized. NCBI's taxonomy places the organism in Eukaryota, Fungi, Ascomycota, Sordariomycetes, Glomerellales, Glomerellaceae. The coding region runs from base 1 to 189 and encodes 62 amino acids. The transcript is spliced from 2 exons. The record is from RefSeq and is a predicted model, not a curated record.